Molecule: messenger RNA, 1215 nt
Organism: Suricata suricatta (meerkat)
Lineage: Eukaryota; Metazoa; Chordata; Mammalia; Carnivora; Herpestidae
Gene: PLPP5
Product: phospholipid phosphatase 5
Exons: 7
Coding region: 20-808 (262 amino acids)
Biological process (GO): phospholipid metabolic process
Molecular function (GO): phosphatidate phosphatase activity
Source: RefSeq, a predicted model, not a curated record
AGCGGGGCUGAGCGGCAGAAUGGGGAAGGCGGUGGCGGCCCUCGGGGUCGAGUUGGGUGUGCGGAUCGCCCUGUUCGCGGCCUUCCUGGUAACAGAGCUCCUCCCUCCCUUCCAGCGGCUGAUCCAACCGGAGGAGAUGUGGCUUUACCGGAAUCCGUAUGUGGAAGCUGAGUAUUUCCCUACCAAGCCCAUGUUUGCUAUCGCAUUUCUUUGCCCCCUGUCUCUGAUCCUCCUGGCCAGAUGUCUCCGGAAGGCAGGGGGGACAGACAGCAGACAGGCCUGCCUGGCUGCCAGCCUUGCCCUGGCUCUGAACGGCAUCUUUACCAACACAGUAAAACUGAUGGUAGGCAGGCCACGCCCAGACUUCUUCUACCGAUGCUUCCCGGAUGGGCAGGCCCAUUCUGACUUGAUGUGCACAGGAGACAAGGACGUGGUGAAUGAGGGCCGGAAGAGCUUCCCCAGUGGACAUUCGUCCUUUGCAUUUGCUGGUCUGGCCUUUGCUUCCUUCUACCUGGCAGGGAAGUUACACUGCUUCACGCCACAAGGCCGUGGGAAGUCUUGGAGGUUCUGUGUCUUUCUGUCGCCUCUCCUCCUUGCAGCUGUGAUCGCACUGUCCCGCACCUGUGACUAUAAGCAUCACUGGCAAGAUGUCCUAGUUGGAUCCAUGAUUGGCCUGACACUCGCCUACGUCUGCUACAGGCAGUAUUACCCCCCGCUGACUGACGCGGAAUGCCAUAAGCCAUUUCAGGACAGACUUGUACUUCCUACUGCACAGAACCCUGGCGAUCCUUAUCAUUUUAGUAUUUAGAAAUUGGAACUACCUCAGUGGCGCUCAGGUGAAUCAGCUCUUCGUAACUGCCCAAGAUUUUCUGACCUUCUGCCCUCUUACGAGGUACGAGCGAGGACAUCAGCACAUCAUUCUGCCUCAGCAGGUUUACAGUUUUGCUCACAUGGAUUAUCAUGGAGUCAAAGCUCAAGGUUCUUUUUCACUGCUCUGUGCCACACAUUCUGGUAAAAAAAACCAUACUGUAGUCCGCCAGCUGGUAUCCCAGUAUCUACAGCAUUUUAUCUCUCAUAUAAAUGCCAUUCUUGAAAGGAUCUUUCAUAUAAGGCAGCUUUAACAAGGGGCACGUGAACAGCUCGGUCAGUUGAGCAUCUGACUAGAUUUUGGCUCAGGUCAUGAUUUCAGGCGUGUGGGAUGGAGCCCCACCAAGC